Trachymyrmex septentrionalis is the source of this 2423-nucleotide messenger RNA. RefSeq names its product NF-kappa-B inhibitor cactus-like. Gene Ontology annotation, molecular function: protein binding. The record is from RefSeq and is a predicted model, not a curated record. The coding region runs from base 812 to 2236 and encodes 474 amino acids. NCBI's taxonomy places the organism in Eukaryota, Metazoa, Arthropoda, Insecta, Hymenoptera, Formicidae. The transcript has 4 exons.
CGGCACGAUUUUGUUAUCAUUCGCUUGACGCUCGAGUCAACUCGCUCAUUUACUCCGCACUUGUUCGCACUUCGCAGUUCGUUUCGAGACGUGAGACGAUGAGGUUUGCGGAUGCUUGCAAUAUUCGCACGACCACGAUUCGCUGUCACAACGACAAACUCGAUCAAGUCGCUUUCCAUCUGCGCUUUCUAUCUCUUCGCAACAGAAAUCAGCCCAAAUCUUAAUUCUCCUGGUGCAGCAAAUGACGUAAAACAGAAUAGUACUACGUCCACAGCUGACAAACCUUCAGAUUGAAGAAGAAAAAAAGGAAAAAAAGAGAAGAAUAAAUAUACGCUCACAUUUCAAAGUGGAGAGUAACAAUUAAAAAUAGGAAGAAAGGAAUCAAAGGCUGGUUAUAUAUGCGUUGGUUGAGAGCGAACAAGAAAGAUGCCGAGGAGAUUCGACUUACGAGCGACUUGAAAGUGUAUCGACGAAAGAAUCGACGAUGUACAAUAGCUUAUAUACAGUGCGUAACAACGAAAGAUAAUACGAAGCAAGUAUUCAUACCAAAAGAGAAUUUUGCGUCGGACACAAAUUAUAGAGAAGGCAAAUGGAACGUCACAAAUCCGUAACAAAUUUUACGGAUUAGAAUUAUUAGAAAUAUAAUUAGGAAAGAAAAAAAAGGCAUUUACUGUCAUGUCGUAUCGCGCGGCAUAGUACGAAAGUGACGGUGCGCUGAUUAUUAUUUAUUUUCCGAACGAGCGAUUUCUCAAGUUGAAAAGAAACACUUUUUCCGCCGCUCCGCGACCAGGAUCGCGAGGAUCGAUCAAAAAUGUGGUGCUCUUUCAGCGAGAGCGCUCAGGAGGAGCGUGCUCGAGGAGCCGACGAGAAGAGAUUGCGGGACGAUGAGAAUAACGACGACGACGACGACAAUGACGACGAGUUUGUGAAGGAUAAUGUUGAUUCCGGAUUUCUAUCGGCCGGCAAUAUGCAGGUCAGCAACGAGAUUCGCGAGUCUUGUGUAUCACAGCUGCGGCAGGAAGACAAUUGGCGGAUAAAUGAAGGAGUCACGUCGACAUCGGGAGAGACGAGCUCGGUAUCGCCGUUAUCGGUGGUGGCGAUCGUCGACAGCGGCGUCGUGGAUGUCGACCUCAACGAAGGCCUGAACCAGCUCAUCUUGCAAAAGCAGCCCGUUCAAUUGCCUGGCUUGAAUCCCCUCGCUAUUGCCAGCGGAGUUCAAUCCGAGCCGACGGCAAUCUUUGAACUAAUGCCCGUAAAAACGGGAUCCAAAUCGAACCAAAGACUAAGACAGCAUCUGAGGGACGACCUUCUGCUCAAAGAGCAUCAGCAAGAAGAUGUCAAGAAAUGUGCAAUAAUUAACGAGAGUAUUUGGCAACUUUACUAUAUGCAGGACGAUGACGGUGACACGCAAUUGCACAUCGCGAUCAUGCAGGGUUACGUGGAGGCUGCGCUCAUUUUGAUAAGGCUGGCUCCUCAUCCGUAUCUGUUGAACAUCUAUAACGAUGAUUGGCAAUCAUCUUUGCAUCUGGCAGUGUUGACGAAUCAGUCGCUAAUCGUUAGACGACUAAUUCUGGCGGGCGCAGAUCCAUCUUUGAGGAAUUUCCAUGGAAAUACAGCUCUCCACUUAGCGUGCAUGAACGGGGAUCUUGCUUGUGCCAAGGCUCUGACGGAUCCGUUGUCCCCGAUGGAGAGGAAUAAUCUGAUACCCGGACAAAUAGUACCAGCUUUACCUCAGAAUUUAGAGCAACGUAACUAUAGCGAUGCAAGUUACUUCAAUCAGCGCGAGCCUAGUUUGGACCGCGAGACACCAGCGAAAUCUCCGACAAUGAGUCAUCGUGAGAUGUGCUUGCACCUGGCCGCCACUAAUGGACACGUGAACUUAGUGCGUCUUCUGUUGCGUCUCGGUGCCGAUCUCGAGGCGAGAGAAGCCUUAGCGGGAAAAACGGCACUUCAUCUUGCAAUGGAACGGAAAUGUCGAUCGGUAGUUAACUUCUUGUUGCAGGAAUGCAAGCCUUGUUUAGAUACACAGAUGUACAACGGCCUAACGGCUUAUCAGCUAGCAAUGUGCAUCGACAUCCAGUUCGCCAGGGAACUGGUGCGAUAUGGCGCAAAACCGGAGCCGCUACUGGAUUCGGAUUCGGAUUUGGAGAGCAAUUCCGAGGAUGAAACUUACGGUGAAACGAGUUAUUUGUCCGCGAUUAUCAAGAUGCAAAACGCAGUCGAAUUGAAAGUCUGAAAUAUUCAUUGAUAAGUAUCCGAUUAAUUGAAUGGAUCUAAGCACUGUAAGGAGAGUGAGAAUAAAAAAAAAAGACAAAAAACAUGUAUAACAUACGUGUAUAUGUACGAGAACUAAUCUCGAAUUAUAUAUAAAAAUGACUAUGGUUUUGUCGAAUUCACACACACACACACACACACACGCACGC